CUUUAUGACCGGAUAAGUGUUUGUGUUCACCCUUUUCCAACAUUUUAGAGUUACUUAUAUAAUACAAGGUGACUGGUAUACUCUGUUGUUACCGUGAUCAGAAUACUGGAAUUUGCGAAGGCCUACAGGUUAUCUACGACGAGUUACAAUAUCCAGUUACUAGUUUUGAUUUCUUUCAGGUUCAAGUCGAAAGGAAAGAUGUUGGGUUUUUUAACUCUCUCCCUCCUUACAGUGGCGUUUGCCAAUCCAGCGGAAAAGACAGUUUGCGAACAUAAGCACAUGACAAUUGACUGCGGAGGGUUAGACAUCAAUGUUUUGAGCGCAUCCUAUGGCCGCACCCAACAAGAUGUCUGUGGUCGAGGGGGAAGCACAAACUGUCAUGCUGAUAGCUCCAUGAGCGUCGCUAGAAACGAAUGUCAAGGACAGACAAGGUGUACUUUGGACGCGAAGAACGAAGCGUUUGGAGACCCCUGUGUUGGAACCUUCAAACAUCUAACGGUGAAGUACGAAUGUGUGGAAAAAACUGUUCUCGUUCGCAUCUGCGAAGGAAGGUCACAGCUGAUUUCGUGCCCCGCUCCGAAGAAAAUCGACAUCACGUCGGCGAACUACGGUCGUUUAACUGGUCCGCAUCUCUGUCCGGGACCAGUUAAAACCACAAACUGUGGAGCCGCAGGGUCGAUUGAUAUAGUGAGGAGCAAGUGCCAGGAAAAGCAAAGCUGCUUUUUGCAGGCAACAAACGGCCAGUUCGGCGAUCCUUGUGUUGGGACAAAGAAGUAUUUGGAGGUGAAGUACGAAUGUGUAGAAAAAACUGUUCUCGUUCGUAUCUGCGAAGGAAGGUCACAGCAGAUUUCGUGCCCCGCUUCGAAGAAAAUCGAUAUCACGUCGGCGAACUACGGUCGUUUAACUGGUCCGCAUCUCUGUCCGGGACCAGUUAAAACCACAAACUGUGGAGCUGCAGGGUCGAUUGAUAUAGUGAGGAGCAAGUGCCAGGAAAAGCAAAGCUGCUUUUUGCAGGCAACAAACGGCCAGUUCGGCGAUCCUUGCGUUGGGACAAAGAAGUAUUUGGAGGUGAAGUACGAAUGUGUAGAAAAAACUGUUCUCGUUCGUAUCUGCGAAGGAAGGUCACAGCAGAUUUCGUGCCCCGCUUCGAAGAAAAUCGAUAUCACGUCGGCGAACUACGGUCGUUUAACUGGUCCGCAUCUCUGUCCGGGACCAGUUAAAACCACAAACUGUGGAGCUGCAGGGUCGAUUGAUAUAGUGAGGAGCAAGUGCCAGGAAAAGCAAAGCUGCUUUUUGCAGGCAACAAACGGCCAGUUUGGCGAUCCUUGCGUUGGGACAAAGAAGUAUUUGGAGGUGAAGUACGAAUGUGUAGAAAAAACUGUUCUCGUUCGUAUCUGCGAAGGAAGGUCACAGCAGAUUUCGUGCCCUGCUCCGAAGGAAAUCGAUAUCAUGUCGGCGAACUACGGUCGUUUAACUGGUCGGCAUCUUUGUCCGGGACCAGUUAAAACCACAAACUGUGGAGCCGCAGGGUCGAUUGAUAUAGUGAGGAACAAGUGCCAGGGAAAGCAAAGCUGCUUUUUGCAGGCAACAAACGGCCAGUUUGGCGAUCCUUGCGUUGGGACAAGGAAGUAUUUGGAGGUGAAGUACGAAUGUGUGGAAAAAACUGUACUCGUGCACAUCUGCGAAGGAAGGUCACAGCAUAUUUCGUGCCCCGCUCCGAAGAAAAUUGAUAUCAGGUCGGCGAACUACGGUCGUUUAACUGGUCGGCAUCUUUGUCCGGGACCAGUUAAAACCACAAACUGUGGAGCCGCAGGGUCGAUUGAUAUAGCGAGGAACAAGUGCCAGGGAAAGCAAAGCUGCUUUUUGCAGGCAACAAACGGCCAGUUUGGCGAUCCUUGCGUUGGGACAAGGAAGUAUUUGGAGAUCAAAUACAGAUGUGACUGGUAAAGGAUUCCACUGAGUAUUCCAAGCGUCAACCACUGAAAACAAGUGAUCCCAUGUAGUUUUUGUAGUUUACGUAUCAGGGACCAUUAAAAAUAAUUUUCGACGCCAA
Pocillopora verrucosa is the source of this 2053-nucleotide messenger RNA. RefSeq names its product rhamnose-binding lectin-like. The record is from RefSeq and is a predicted model, not a curated record. Lineage: Eukaryota; Metazoa; Cnidaria; Anthozoa; Scleractinia; Pocilloporidae. Gene Ontology annotation, molecular function: carbohydrate binding.